Penicillium waksmanii is the source of this 183-nucleotide messenger RNA. RefSeq lists its product as uncharacterized. The coding region runs from base 1 to 183 and encodes 60 amino acids. The transcript has 2 exons. NCBI's taxonomy places the organism in Eukaryota, Fungi, Ascomycota, Eurotiomycetes, Eurotiales, Aspergillaceae. The record is from RefSeq and is a predicted model, not a curated record.
AUGCAGGAGUGGCUAUUGAAACUCGGUGAGAAAUCCGACAGCCGAACCACCGGCCUGGGCAGCUCGGAACGCGGGGAAAGUCCGAUGAGAACUGAGAACCCCGGAAAACAGAUAACAUGUGUUAGUCUGCUAUUGUUCAAAGGCCCUGCUGGACAUGGUCUGAAUUUGGGCAAAGCACCCUAA